AUGGCCGCCAAAGAACUGAAACAAUUCACUCUGGAGGAGGUUGCUGAGCAUAACAAGCCAGAUGACUUGUGGGUGGUCAUUGACGCAAAGGUUUAUAAUCUGUCCCGAUUCAAAGACUUGCAUCCUGGAGGGAUAUCUGUCUUGAUGGAUGGGGAAAUUGCUGGCCAGGAUGCCACGGAGGCGUUCUACGGCUUGCAUCGUCAUGAAGUUUUGGAGCGACCUCAAUACCAACGCCUUCAGAUUGGUACUAUUCAAGGCGAACAACCUGUUAUAUACAGCCGAAUUGUCGGAGAACUCAGUGAUGUCCCGUACGCAGAGCCUACCUGGCUGUCACAAGGGUACCACAGCCCUUACUACACCGACAACCAUAGGAAAUUCCAACAGGCCAUGCGUCGCUUUGCUGACGAGUUCAUUUAUGAGGAUGCACAAGCUCGCGAAGAGGACGGCAAGCGACCCAGUCAAAGCGUAAUCGACCAGAUGGCUGCGGUGAACUUGCACGCAAUGCGUAUGGGUCCAGGAAAGCACCUUCAAGGAUUAUCCUUGAUGAAUGGUCUCGUGAAACCCGAGGAGUUUAACUAUUUCCACGAACUCAUUAUUACUCAAGAAAUUGCACGAUGUGGUGCACGAGGAUAUGGAGAUGGUUUAAUGGGAGGGAAGGUGAUUGGAUUGCCACCGGUCCUCAAUUUUGGCUCGGAAGCACUGAAGGCUCGCGUUGUGCCUGAAGUCUUCGCCGGCAAGAAGUUCAUUUGCCUCGCCAUUUCGGAGGCCCAGGCUGGAAGCGAUGUUAUGGGUUUACAAACGACUGCAGUCAAAAGCGAGGAUGGCAAGGAAUGGAUUGUAAAUGGAACCAAGAAAUGGAUCACCAAUGCUACUUUCGCAGACUACUUCACUGUAGGCUGCAAGACUGAGGAUGGUCUCACUGUCAUUCUUAUCGAGCGCGGACCUGGCGUAGAAACGCGGCAAAUCAAAACAAGCUAUUCAACAACGGCAGGCACAGCCUACAUUACCUUCGACAACGUCCGAGUCCCUGUUGAGAACACCCUUGGUGAGGAAGGCGGAGGAAUUUUUGUCAUUUUGAGCAACUUCAACCACGAACGAUGGGUCAUGUGUUGUAGUUCCGCUCGCAGCCAGCGUAGUAUUGUUGAGGAGUGUCUGAAAUGGGCGACUCAACGGAAGGCUUUUGGGAAGCCCUUGAUAUCACAAGCUGUAAUUCGCUCCAAGCUUGCUGCAAUGAUAGCACGGACGGAGAGUGUACAGAGUUGGCUGGAAAACAUCACUUACCAGAUGUGUCAUAUGACAUACAAACAACAAUCCCAGAAGCUCGCUGGUCAAAUCGCCUUUUUGAAGAGCUAUAGCACGCGGUGCGCACAGGAGACCGCAAAAGAUGCUGUUCAGAUAUUUGGUGGCCGUGGUAUCACACGGACAGGUAUGGGGAGGUUCAUCGAACACUAUCAUCGCACUGUGACUUUCGAUGCAUUGUUGGGAGGUGCGGAGGACGUCCUUUCUGAUCUUGGUGUUCGACAAGCCAUGAGGGCCAUGCCAAAGAAUGCCCGGCUUUGA
Suillus discolor is the source of this 1560-nucleotide messenger RNA. RefSeq names its product acyl-CoA dehydrogenase/oxidase. Bases 1 to 1560 code for a protein of 519 amino acids. The record is from RefSeq and is a predicted model, not a curated record. Lineage: Eukaryota; Fungi; Basidiomycota; Agaricomycetes; Boletales; Suillaceae. Gene Ontology annotation, molecular function: acyl-CoA dehydrogenase activity; heme binding; flavin adenine dinucleotide binding. The transcript has 17 exons.